Molecule: messenger RNA, 1131 nt
Organism: Vigna angularis (adzuki bean)
Lineage: Eukaryota; Viridiplantae; Streptophyta; Magnoliopsida; Fabales; Fabaceae
Exons: 1
Coding region: 1-1131 (376 amino acids)
Biological process (GO): regulation of DNA-templated transcription; chloroplast organization
Cellular component (GO): chloroplast
Molecular function (GO): double-stranded DNA binding
Source: RefSeq, a predicted model, not a curated record
AUGUUUCAUUCCCAACGCUUCAAACCCUUUUUUCUCUAUCUGAAGUCACUCUCAAGAACCCCUCUUCAAACCCCACAACCCAACAAUCUUUUCCCCUCGAUACUCUCUCUGAAACACUCCUCAAAUGCUUCACAGCAACAUUCUUUCACGGUUUCCUACCUCGUAAACGACCGCGGGUUCUCCCCAGAAACCGCUCUGAAGGCUUCCAAAUUCAUUCAAUUCGAAACCUCGGAAAAGCCCGACUCAGUCAUCGCCUUCUUCAGAGACAACGGAUUCAGCAACACCCAGAUAAACAGCAUCGUCAGAACAGCACCCAAUGUUCUCACUUGCGACCCCCACAAAAGGGUUUUUCCAAAGUUCGAGUUUUUACUCUCCAAAGGGGCCUCACGCUCUGACAUUGUGGAACUGGUGAGUAGGAGCCCCAGAAUCCUUUACUGCAGCCUCGAGAAUAACAUUGUCCCUUCGUAUGAACUGAUGAGGAAGUUUUUUCAAACUGAUAAGGAAACGAUGGAUUGCAUACGCUCUUGUAGUCAUUUCUUUGGUACUGAUCGUGUGGUGAAGAAUGUGAAACUUUUGGUUGAUGAUGGAGUCACUGAUCGUGUACUAGCCUUUUUGUUACGCAGGAGAAUUUCUAUAAUCUUGUGUUCUUCCUUGAAGAGGACUUUGGAUGAGGUUAAGGAAAUGGGGUUUGAUCCUUCCAAGUUGAGCUUUGCCAUCGCGCUGCUGGCGAAAACGACCAUUCCGAAAUCGCGAUGGGAGAGGAAAGUUGAUGCCUUUAAGAGAUGGGGUUGGUCUGAAGAAUUGGUUCUUAGAGUGUUUAGGAGGCAACCCCUCGUAAUGUUGGUGUCCCAAGAUAAGAUUGAUAGGAUUAUGAGAUUUUGGGUUAAGCAAUUAGGUUGGGACUAUUUGGCUCUUACCAAGAAGCCAGAGAUUUUUGGAUUUAGUUUGGAGAGAAGAAUCAUUCCAAGGGCACAUGUUGUCCAGUAUUUACUCAAGAAAGGUUUGAGGAGUAAGAGUGCCAGCUUGAUUACGCCAUUUUCUGUUUCUGAUAAGGUAUUUAUUGAAAACUAUGUGAUGCGUUUUAAGGAGGAGACAAGUGAACUAUCAAAGCUGUACCAAUUCAAAGACUAA